Mustela erminea (ermine) is the source of this 1468-nucleotide messenger RNA. It is a transcript of the gene C1QTNF1, whose product is annotated as C1q and TNF related 1. The record is from RefSeq and is a predicted model, not a curated record. The transcript has 4 exons. The coding region runs from base 375 to 1214 and encodes 279 amino acids. Lineage: Eukaryota; Metazoa; Chordata; Mammalia; Carnivora; Mustelidae. Gene Ontology annotation, molecular function: protein binding.
GCUGUUUGGAUAAUGUGCGCUGGGAGCGUUGGAGGCUCGGCGCCCUGCUCACAUCUGGCUGGGGUUUGCUCUUUACGAGUCUGUCCCGCUUUCUUGUCUCUUCCUUUACUUUCGAGAAACCGCGCUUCCGCUUCUGGCCAGAGAGACCUUGGACCGGAGGAGGUCACGGUGCCGGGAAGGCAGGGACCCGCGGCUGCCUGCACCCGCCCCCUCUGCACCUUCUUCCCAGAGGACUUUUUCUGUCCUUCUGGCUCUCUCCUCUGACAAGUCUGCUCUUCCCGCGACCUGGCUGGGAGGAGGCCCUACCGCCGGGGGAUGCUCCAAGCCCAAGAGGCCGCUGCUGGACGCGGGCUGGAGCAGGCACCGGCGGGACGAUGGGCUCCCGGGGACUGAGACUCGUGCUGGCGGGCGGCCUGUUGCUGGCCUUCGCCUGUGGCCCGGUGCUGGGCCGUGUGCCACGUGGUCUCCAGGAGCCGCUGGAGCAGGAGUGGACCAAGGAGCCACUGCUAGACUACGAUGAGAGGGAUGGAGAAAAGCAUGAAAAGCCCAGCCCCAGGCGGGGGGAGGAGGCCACAGCUUCCCCGUGCUUCCGCUGCUGUGACCCUGGUACCCCCGUGUACCAGGCUGUCCCUGUGCCACAGAUCAACAUCACCAUCUUGAAAGGUGAGAAGGGUGACCGGGGAGACCGCGGCUUGCAAGGCAAAUACGGCAAGACCGGCUCGGCGGGCGCCCGGGGCCACGUGGGCCCCAAAGGGCAGAAGGGGUCGAUGGGGGCCCCCGGGGACCGCUGCAAGAACCACUACGCCGCCUUCUCCGUGGGCCGCAAGAAGCCGCUGCACAGCAACGACUACUACCAGACCCUGAUCUUCGACACGGAGUUCGUGAACCUCUACGGCCACUUCAACAUGUUCACGGGCAGGUUCUACUGCUACGUGCCGGGCAUCUACUUCUUCAGCCUCAACGUGCACACCUGGAACCAGAAGGAGACGUACCUGCACAUCAUGAAGAACACGGAGGAGGUGGUGAUCCUGUACGCGCAGGUGAGCGACCGCAGCAUCAUGCAGAGCCAGAGCCUGAUGCUCGAGCUGCGGGACCAGGACGAGGUGUGGGUGCGCCUCUUCAAGGGCGAGCGGGAGAACGCCAUCUUCAGUGACGAGUUCGACACCUACAUCACCUUCAGCGGCUAUCUGGUCAAGCACGCCGCGGAGCCCUAGCCCGCCGGCCCCGUGCCGCGCGCGCCGCAGCCCCCCUGCUCCCCCACCCCGCCCCCCAGGCCUGGCUUCCCUGCCCCGCCGCCCCAGCUUCCGCCUCCUCCACGGUGCCCUCCACGGAAGGGGGAGCAGGAGCAGCUGCGCUUGCCGGCCUCGCGGGCUCCCGGAUGGGCUCGGCAGGCAGGCACCUGCCGGGACGGGGCAUCCAGCUGCCCUCCGUGCCCCAGUCCGUAGGCGACCCCGGGGGCCGGCCGCCA